Sesamum indicum (sesame) is the source of this 2704-nucleotide messenger RNA. NCBI's taxonomy places the organism in Eukaryota, Viridiplantae, Streptophyta, Magnoliopsida, Lamiales, Pedaliaceae. The record is from RefSeq and is a predicted model, not a curated record.
GUGGACUCAUAUGCGGGAAGGAACCACUCUCUCUCUCUCUCUCUCUCUCUCUCUCUCUUUCUCUCUCUCAAAUCCAUUUACAGAGCUACUACAGAUUUUUGUGAUAAAAUCAAAUUGCAAGAAACACUUUAAACAAGAAUUGGCAAAGUAGAGAAAUCUCCACGAAACUUCCCUCCAUAACCCCCAACCCCCAACCCCCCCGUCUUCUCUCGUUCACACAGCACACGUAAUGAUGUACGACGUCGUGGACUGGCCCUUAUAUUGUAACUAUUCAUGACUUCGUGUGUGUGUGUGUGAUUCUUGGACCAUUAUUUUCCCUUUUACAGCUCUGUUUGUAGUUUUUCUUCGUGGUUUUGGAGUUUCGUGCUGAAAGAAGCUGGAGACAGUGCGGGAGUAUGUGUAUGUGCGUUUUCUUCUGUAAUGGCUCUCAAGAAGUGGGCUUGAUCAGCACGGAGGAGUGGUGCUAGUGGAAGCAUAUUUUACAGGAAUUUCUCAUUUCCACUCCUGUAACUAGAAGUCUGUAAUAAUUACGCUGAUGUAAGUUGGAGUUAUGAGUCACGGCCAAGAGAAGUUUGUCAGGUUUCAAGAUUGGAGAUCGGAGAAAAGCUUCAACGAACAAUCCCCCUCAAGAGGUGGAGCAAAACUGGGCAGGCUUAGAUCAGCAGUAUACUCGGUUUCAAACAGAUUUCAGAGAGGGUUAGAAUCUGGCUCUGAAAGAAUCAAAAGUUUCACUGGAUCAAUAAGAUCCUUAUCUUUUGGGAAGUUUCUGGCAGAUGACGAGGGAUCUAGAAAGAAAAUUCUUGACCCUCAAGGAUCAUUUCUUCAGAAAUGGAAUAAGUUCCGAACCGGUUUUAUUGCCCCUUCUUCACGCGUAUUCGGAAGAGGUGUUCUAGUUGAAGAUUCUUGGGAAAUUGCAAAGAGAUAUGUAUCCUCAUACUUCAUAAUUGACAUACUUGCAGUUCUUCCGCUUCCACAGAUUGUAAUACUGAUCAUCAUACCCAAGUUGGAAGGUGCGAGAUCUUUGAACACAAAGAAUCUGUUGAAAUUCGUGGUGAUCCUUCAGUAUAUACCAAGGGUUCUCCGAGUCUAUCCAUUGUAUAAAGAAGUCACAAGAACUUCUGGCAUACUCACUGAAACAGCAUGGGCUGGAGCUGCGUUCAAUCUUUUCCUUUAUAUGCUUGCCAGUCAUGUGAUUGGAGCCGCUUACUACUUGCUCUCCAUAGAACGUGAAACUACCUGCUGGGUUAGAGCUUGUGGGGAUCGAUCUGCUUGUAGGAACACCAUAGUUUACUGUGAUGCUGAUCGUACAGGAUUCAUACAAACUUUGAACCAAUCAUGCCCCAUACAGACUCCUGACACUACCAUUUUUGACUUUGGAAUAUUUCUCAAUGCCCUUCAAUCUGGUGUUGUUGAAUCAAAAGAUUUUCCUCAGAAGUUCUUUUAUUGUUUCUGGUGGGGGUUGCAGAAUUUAAGUUCUCUCGGCCAGAACCUUAAAACAAGUACCUUUGUCUGGGAAAUUUGCUUUGCAGUUUUCAUAUCCAUAUCAGGCUUGGUGCUGUUUUCAUUUCUGAUUGGAAACAUGCAGACAUAUCUGCAAUCUACGACACUGAGAUUGGAGGAGAUGAGGGUGAAAAGACGAGAUGCGGAGCAAUGGAUGUCUCAUCGUUUGCUUCCUGAGAGUUUGAGAGAGCGCAUCAGGAGGUAUGAGCAAUACAAGUGGCAGGAAACGAGGGGUGUUGAUGAAGAGAAUCUGAUCCAUAAUCUUCCUAAGGACCUCAGACGAGAUAUUAAGCGACACCUCUGUUUGGCUUUACUUAAGAGAGUGCCCAUGUUUGAGAAAAUGGAUGAUCAACUCUUGGAUGCGAUGUCUGACCGUCUUAAACCAGUACUUUACACUGAUGAUAGCUACAUUGUUCGUGAGGGUGAUCCAGUAGAUGAGAUGCUCUUCAUUAUGCGUGGCAAACUGUUAACCGUGACCACUAACGGCGGAAGGACUGGCUUUUUCAACUCGGACUAUCUAAAAGCAGGUGACUUCUGUGGGGAAGAGCUCCUAACGUGGGCUCUCGACCCACAUUCAUCAUCUAAUCUCCCGAUCUCCACCAGAACCGUUCAAGCCCUCUCAGAAGUCGAGGCAUUUGCUUUGAUGGCCGAUGAUCUGAAGUUUGUGGCUUCCCAGUUCCGCCGUCUACACAGUAAACAGCUCCGUCACACAUUUAGGUUUUACUCACAGCAAUGGAGGACUUGGGCAGCCUGUUUCAUUCAAGCGGCGUGGCGCCGUUACUGCAGAAAGAAGCUUGAGGAGUCGCUGCGUGAAGAAGAGAACCGGUUGCAAGAUGCAUUGGCGAAAGGCAGCACCAGUUCGCCGAGCUUGGGGGCGACCAUUUACGCAUCGAGGUUUGCCGCUAAUGCCCUUCGUGCUUUGAGACGGAACAGCACCAGGAAGACGAGGAUGCCGGAGAGGAUAUCGCCAAUGUGCUUCAGAAACCGGCCGAGCCGGAUUUCACUGCUGAAGAAAAGUGAUUGUUCUAUGUGUCUAUUGUUUUUCAGAUAAUUGUAACAUAGCUUUGUUGUUUUGAAUUGUAUGGCUUGGCUUUCUGUAGGAUAUAUGUUGUAUGUACAGGUUACUGCAUUUAGGCACCUUCUGUUUGUGAUCGUCAUCAUCAUGAAAAUUUCAUGACAAAUUACAAAACAAUUUUAAUCCUAA